CACCCACACCCAGUCGACCUCCGAUUCUGCCGGCGGCGGUCGGUGGCUGCAGGCUGCGUCUAGCAUAGCAUAGCAUAGCCUCGCCGCUGAGGCCGAGCAGCCUCCUCUCCUCUCCUCUCCUCUCCUCUCCUCUGCAUCGUUCCAUUCCUGGAGAUCCAAGUCGUCCUCUCCUUCCUCGCUCGCUCGCUCGCCGGUUUAGAUCUCCACUUCUUGGCACUCGCCGCGGGACAGCAAACAGGAAGAAGAAGGACUCGACUCGACUUCCGUGCAGGUGUAGGUGUAGGUCUAGUCAAGAUCCCUUUCUUGCCCAGUAACCAACGAAUCCAUACCUGCUACUACUGCUUGCCGCCGUGAGGGAUGGCCAGAAGCAGCCUCCUCUGCCUAGUUCGAUUGGCUUCCCUUCUUGCACUCGCUGGGAUAUUCGUCUCCGUCUCCGUCCAGGCCAGCCGGGGAGAUGCUGAUCCGCACUACAGAACUUGUGUGGGGGAGUGUCAGAAUACGGGGAUUAUUGGGAGCAACAUCAUCAGCCACUGCCAGUCCCGGGAGAACGACAGCAUAUCUGCUGGAAGUUCUUGGUACACACAGGAGGCCCUUGGCAUGCAGUGGAAGCAACUAAACUGUAUGACAGACUGCCGCUACUACUGCAUGAUGCGAAGAGAAGAGGAACGGCGAUUAGGUGGCCUGAGCCCUGUUCAAUAUCAUGGAAAAUGGCCCUUCAAACGUGUCUCUGUCUUCCAGGAGCCCCUCUCGGCCGCACUGUCUGCUCUCAACCUAUUGAUGCACUUCACUGGCUGGCUUUCGUUCUACCUGCUAGUGAAAUGCAGAUUACCUCUUAGACCUCAGACGAAGAGGACGUACUACGAAUACACUGGCUUAUGGCAUAUCUAUGCAAUAUUAUCAAUGAAUGCAUGGAUCUGGAGCUCCGUAUUCCAUACCAGGGAUAUAGACCUGACUGAGAAAUUGGAUUACUCUUCAGCUGUGGCCGUACUUGGCUACUCUUUAAUCGUUACAUUGCUAAGAAUUUUUAAUGUCAAGGAGGGGCCUGCCAGGGUGAUGGUUGCUGCACCUAUUCUAGCAUUCGUCACAACACACAUCCUGUAUCUUAACUUCUACGAGCUUGACUACGGAUGGAACAUGAAAGUCUGUGUGGCGAUGGGUGUGAUUCAAAUUGUGGCAUGGGCAACCUGGGCUGGCGUGACCCGUCAUCCGUCACGGUUGAAGCUUUGGGUCGUUGUGUUUGGAGGAGCUCUAGCUAUGCUUCUUGAGGUGUUUGACUUCCCUCCGUACAAGAGGUAUGCGGAUGCGCAUUCGCUGUGGCACGCGAGCACCGUUCCCCUCACCUAUCUCUGGUGGAGCUUCAUUAAAGAUGACGCAGAAUUCCGCACCUCCACACUCACACUGGUUAAGAAGGCCAGGUGAAUUAAGAGGAGGUCACCAUGUUGUUGGGUUCUCUCAAGGCAACACAAGCAAAUGAUUCGGCCUUGAGUGUCACGGUUUUCGUCUGCAAACUCACCAUCGUGUCUCUGCGGUUCUUCUUGUCCUCCCUCCUGACUUGUGUUUUGAUUGAUACUCCCUCUGUCCCGUAAUGUAAUAUAAGAGCGUUUUUUUUGACACUAGUGUAAUGUAAAAGAUAAAUGCCCUUCUUAUAUUAUGGGACGGAGGGAGUAUUAUAUAUGAAGAAAGAACUGGUGCAUGUGUAGUAGAAAAAGUGGUGUUGAAACAAGGGUUCACCUUAUGA
Triticum dicoccoides is the source of this 1738-nucleotide messenger RNA. RefSeq names its product post-GPI attachment to proteins factor 3-like. Gene Ontology annotation, cellular component: endoplasmic reticulum membrane. Gene Ontology annotation, biological process: GPI anchor biosynthetic process. NCBI's taxonomy places the organism in Eukaryota, Viridiplantae, Streptophyta, Magnoliopsida, Poales, Poaceae. Bases 358 to 1419 code for a protein of 353 amino acids. The record is from RefSeq and is a predicted model, not a curated record. Gene Ontology annotation, molecular function: hydrolase activity, acting on ester bonds. The transcript is spliced from 6 exons.